CAGGGAGCUGGGGGGCUGGGCUGAGGUUCCCAUGUAUAAAUAGUGUGAUCUCAAAUUGAAAGGCAUAAAUAACAGCAGGAGUGAUCUAACCCUAUGCAGUUCAUCCUCGGCGUGAAAAAAAAAAACAAUAAAAAGCUUCCAAGGGACGUUUCGCCCUCCCAGUGCAAGGCGCAGGGAUCACUGUGGAUAGGAACUGUAAGGUUCUGCUGGGCAGCUAUGGAAGAACUUACAGCUUUUGUAUCCAAAUCGUUUGACCAAAAAAGCAAAGAAAGUAACGGCGGUGGCAGCAGCAAGAAGGAGACAAUUACCUACCGGGAAGUUUUGGAAACUGGUUUGGCUCGGGUGAGGGAGCUGGGCAACUCUGAGACUAACCUCCAGGACAUCACUGACACCAGCAACCACUGCCCGCUGCACCUCUAUAAAGAGCACGGCGCCGACAGCGACAAGGACAAACUGAAGGACUACGGUUCGACCAGGGUGUCGGAAGGGAUCUAUGAGUGCAAAGAGAAGAGGGAUGAUGUAAAGUCAGAGGAUGAAGAUGGACAGACUAAGCUGAAGCAGAGGAGAAGCAGAACUAAUUUUACACUAGAGCAGUUAAAUGAACUUGAGAGGCUGUUUGAUGAGACCCACUAUCCUGACGCCUUCAUGAGAGAAGAGCUGAGCCAGAGGCUGGGAUUAUCUGAAGCCAGGGUCCAGGUUUGGUUCCAGAAUAGGAGAGCAAAAUGCAGAAAACAAGAAAACCAAAUGCACAAAGGUGGGUAUGGUGUGAUUUUAGGAACGGGAAGUCACUUAGAAACCUGCAGAGUUGCUCCAUAUGUGAACAUGGGAGCCCUGAGGAUGCCUUUCCAGCAGGUACAAGCCCAGUUACAGUUGGAAGGAGUAGCCCAUGCACAUCCUCACCUCCACCCACAUCUGGCUGCCCAUGCUCCGUACCUGAUGUUCCCUCCUCCACCCUUUGGACUUCCAAUUGCAUCUUUGGCUGACACAGCAUCUGCUGCAGCUGUGGUAGCAGCAGCUGCUAAAAGCAACAGCAAAAACUCCAGUAUUGCUGACUUACGACUCAAAGCCAGAAAACAUGCUGAGGCUUUGGGCCUUUGACACUUAUAGCCAUUGAAAAAUCAAUGUACUGAAUUCCGUUUUAGACCUCUAAGAGACUCUCCAAGCACCAAAUCUGUUGGUAAAAUGCUUUGCAAAUGUAUACAAGUGACACACAGACAUUUAUAAGGCUAUACCUGUUUCUUUAAAAGAUCGGAAAGGAUCACAAAGGAUUCACUACUACACAGGGCAUCAUUUGGGCUGGCUCAGAGAAGCUGAAAGGCUUGAAGUUAAGAAUUAUUUUUGUUGCAAGUUUUUGGCCAUGUUAUUUCUGAACUGGAAUUUCAGUUGAAAGUGAUUCAGAAACUUUACCCAAGCUGUGGACAGACAUGUGGACAUACAUUUAGGACUCUGAAAUAUAGAAUUUUUUUUAACCCCUGAAAAGGUUUUUCUAACUUCAGCAAUGCAUCAUCAGCUACUUUCAGUUUUAAAAUCUUGUGCAUGUGUCUAAGCAAACAAAUUUGGAAAAUCAUAUAAAUAUAUAUGCGUAUAUGGUAAAUAAGAGAUUUCUGGGGCUGGUUCCCCUCUAAACUGGCAUUUCUUUGUUGCCAAUGGUAUUAUUUCACUGCCACGAGAAUCUUCCAUCCCAAUAGCAGGAGUGGUUGCUCAUUAAAAGUAGAGUUACAGACACACCCUGUGUUAUAUGUAAUAACCUUAUUGCAAAAGCAGGCAGCAAUAAAUUUGUUUUGGCCUCCAACUGUCAUAUUUUUUAGAAAAAGAACACAACAUGUUUUGUGGUGGUUUGGAAACAGAACAUAUCCAUAAUUCCAUAGAAAAUGUAGACUUUUUUGUUUUACAAAACACCACAUUUUGUAAAAUGACCUGUAUGUUACCAUCCCCAGAUCCAUAUGUGAUUUAUUGGUCCCAACCCUGCAACAUACUGAGAUGAAGAUGUCCCUCUGGUGUUAGGAAAUAAUAUUGAUAAAGCAUCGGUGUUGGUAAAUGCAAUGAAGCGCAGUAAAGUGCAAUACUGUAAAUAUUAUAGAUUUAAAGAUUGAAAAUGGAAAGUUAAGAUGUUGAUAAAUACAUUUGCAUUCACCAAGAUUUAGCACUUUGUGCUUCAUUUGUGUGAUGCAGUACAUUGCCAAAUGAGUGUAUUGCUUAGCAAUGGAUAAAAUUGUCUUAUGUCGUCUAUAAUGUAUGAAAAAGUAAGGAUACCAUGAUUUUAGUGCAGUGACUAUGUGCCAUAUAAUUCAGAAUUAAGCUAAAGUAUCCGGCAUGAUGAUCUUUUCAAUGUGACCGGACAAAACAAUACACAGAAUGAAGUAUAACUUUGAGAUGUACCCUUUUAUUUGACCAUUGCUAUAAGACUGCGGUGCAGGGCAGAACUGCACCUUUAUGGGAAAAAUAACAAACAGACCCUGUUAAUACAGAUACCAAAGUGUUUCGUUUUUUUUUUAAAUCCUUAAUUUCUAUAUUUUUGGUCCCACUAUUCAUGCUGUGAUUUCAUUCAAAAUCAUUAUUAGCCCUGUGUACCUCUAAAGAUAAAAAUACAGAAUUUCAUCAUUGCGUUUAGUACAUCCAAGACAGGCAAAUCAUUCUGUUCCUUUGUAAAGCUGUAUGUGGAAAUUUUAUUUAUUAUUUUGUUUGAAAUUUUAUAAUGUGUAAUAUUUUAAUUAUGUUGAGUGUAAAUUUUACGAUGCUUUGCAUUUAUUUUUAUAUUUUGGAAACCCAUUGCUUUUGCAAAAAAACAAAACAAAAAAAAGGAUAGGCUCAGCCUUGUUUGCAAAAUUACAUUUUUUUUUUGGUUUUACACUAAUGCAGAUUUUGCGCAAUGGAAUACAAUGGUGCAUUAAGAAUUUCCAUUUUCAAGUGGUACAUAACUUAGGCUACAUCUGUUUGCAUAGCGUUUAUAAAUCAACAGGCAUUUCAGGGAUUAAGGAUAUGAACAGCCUGUCAAAAUCUUAAUGGUCUUAACAUUUCUAGCCAACUGUCAUAAUGCAUAUAUUUUUUUAUUUUCCUUGCCAUAUUGCCAUGCCAGCAUGCUUUUACACAGGUUCACAGAACAUUACCUUCAGUUUGAGAGUGUAUUUUGUUAGAUCACAUUGUAUGAAUGUACAUCUCGUACAGCAAGUGGAAUAUGAAUAAACCUAUAAAUAUUUGCAAAGA
Messenger RNA from Xenopus tropicalis (tropical clawed frog), 3204 nucleotides. RefSeq names its product SHOX homeobox (gene shox). Bases 94 to 1098 code for a protein of 334 amino acids. NCBI's taxonomy places the organism in Eukaryota, Metazoa, Chordata, Amphibia, Anura, Pipidae. Gene Ontology annotation, molecular function: DNA-binding transcription factor activity, RNA polymerase II-specific; DNA binding. Gene Ontology annotation, cellular component: nucleus. The record is from RefSeq and is a predicted model, not a curated record. Gene Ontology annotation, biological process: regulation of transcription by RNA polymerase II; regulation of DNA-templated transcription. The transcript is spliced from 5 exons.